AUGGUUUGUGACUCAAAGUUUUCGACUUGGGUUCGAGACCAAGCUGCUUUUGCUGUUCUCGGUCUGGUUAAAUUCAAUAAGAAUGUUUUUGUGGGAUUGGUGUUGAUGGGUCCGAUUGUUAGAGCUUUAAUUCAAAUGGGUUCAUCUUGUUCGAUUCAAGUCCUCACUGGACUAGUCAAAAUCAUCAGAACCCCUCUGGUUGAUGACGUCAAUGGAGAAAUUGUAAGAAGGAUUACAAAGACUUAUUGUUUAUUAGGAACUCAAAACCUAUCUCGAUUAGGCAAGCCUCAAACAGUGUUCAAUAAGGAUAAUGAAGGCUUAAGGGUUCCUAGUUCUACAAGGUCAGUCAAUCAUAACUCGAUUCGAACUCUCACUGGCUCAAAUUAUAAGAAAUGGAGAGAAGAUGUGGAAAUUGCUCUUGGACUUCUGGAUUAUGAGAUGGUUCUUACUGAUGAAGCUCUAUCAGUACCUGCGAUUGAUGCAUCUGCUGAGACUAAGACUAAAUAUGCAAAGUGGAUUAAGGCCAACAAAAUGGCAAUUCUGAUCAUGAGGAGGUCUAUUUCAGAAGAGGUCAGAGGCAGUAUUAUUGAAACUGAGAGUGCUAAGCUAUUCAUGGAAGCUAUUGCAGAAAACUUCCAAGGAUCCAAGAAAGCUGAAAUUGGUUCACUCAUGAGCCAGCUGACAGAUAUGAAAUACAAUGGAGAAGGCUGCAUAAGAACUCAUAUUCUGAACAUGGUUGAGAUAGGAAACAAGCUGAAGGCUCUAAAAGUCCAUGUGGAUGAAACCAUGAUGGAAGAACAAAGUAUCAGAAAGGACAAAGGAAAAGAACAAGUGUAUUUGGUGCAGGAUACUAAGUUUAAACCAAAGGAAUGGACCAAAAAACAAGAACACAGAUAA
Molecule: messenger RNA, 897 nt
Organism: Prunus mume (Japanese apricot)
Lineage: Eukaryota; Viridiplantae; Streptophyta; Magnoliopsida; Rosales; Rosaceae
Source: RefSeq, a predicted model, not a curated record